ACCACCACCACCACCCCCUCCCUCUCUCUCUCUCUCUCAUACAUUAUUCUUCUUCUUCUUCUUCUUCUUCUUCUUCUUCUUCUUCUUCACUCCUCAUCAUCUUAAUUAUAACUCCUCACAUUUUAUCACUAGGUAGCAAGCUAGCUAAUUAUAUAUACUACCCAAAUUCUUGAUUAUAAGCCUUUUCCUCUUCUUGCACUUCUUCAUCGAUCGAUCAGAUCAGUCCCCAUUGAUCAACAAAUGGCCGCAAGAUUAGUCAUGCUGAUAUUGGCAUCUUCCUUUUCUUAUUCUCAUCUUCUUCUACGCACAUCAAAAGUUCGUCUACUAGUAUUUUCCCUUCUUCUUUUCCUCGGUUGCUCCACUUCCACCAAUAAUAUUAUUAAUAACAAUAAUAAUAAUAAUGAUGAUGUCGUCAACGGGGUUGAAGCUGGAAAGAUCAGUAGUACUCAUCAUCAUGUGCUCAAGCUUAACCUCAGGGCCUUCUUAGAGCAGAGAACUGCAGUCUUCUCGAGCAACAGCAACAGCUGCUUCUCCCAAAGAUCAUCGAGGCAAACAAAGGGUGCAACAAUCCUAGAACUCAUACACAGGGACCACUGCUCAGGACAGAAAAUAAACUGGAACGACAAGGCGAAGAAGACCUUGAUCUCAGACAAUGCCCGUGUCCGCUCUCUGCAGUCAAGAAUGAAAUCUCUGACCUCCCGCCAUAAGGAUGACGCCUCUGAGGCUCAAAUCCCACUUACUUCCGGCAUAAAGCUUCAAACUUUGAACUAUAUUGUCUCGGUCGAACUGGGAGGGCGAAAUAUGAGUGUAAUAGUCGACACAGGAAGUGAUCUCACGUGGGUGCAGUGCCAACCCUGCAGGAUCUGCUACUUCCAGCAAGAUCCGUUGUUCAACCCUUCCCUUUCCCCUUCCUACAAGUCCAUCUCAUGUAACUCCUCGACCUGCCGGUCCCUCCUGUUUGAGACUGGUAACUCGGGAAUUUGUUCAGAGACAGCACCUCAGUUGUGCAAUUAUGUGGUUAGCUAUGGCGAUGGUUCCUACACUCGAGGAGAGCUCGGGCUUGAGACGCUGAACCUUGGGACAACCUCGGUGAGCGACUUCGUAUUCGGUUGCGGCAGGAACAAUAAGGGCCUCUUCGGGGAUGCCUCAGGUCUCAUGGGGCUUGGAAGGAGCUCCGUUUCUUUGGUCUCUCAGACCUCAACCAUGUUUGGAGGAGUGUUCUCUUAUUGCCUGCCUUCUGCAGAUGCUGCAUCAGCAGGGUCUUUAGUCUUCGGGGGAGAUUCCUCGGUCUACAAGAACUCGACUCCCAUCUCUUACACCAACAUCAUCCCAAAACCGCAGCUGCCCACAUUCUACUUCCUCAACCUCACUGGGAUAAGCAUCGGCAAAGUGGCAUUGGAAUCGCCAAGCUUUGGGAAAUCCGGGAUUUUGAUAGACUCGGGCACUGUAAUCACGAGAUUGCCACCCUCGAUGUACAGUGCUCUGAAGAGCGAGUUCCUGAGGCAGUUCUCAGGUUUCCCUUCAGCCCCUGGAUUUUCAAUCCUGGACACUUGCUUUAACUUGAGCUCGUACCAAGAGGUGGAUGUUCCAGAGAUAAAGAUGCAUUUCGGAGGAGGUGCUGAGAUGGUGGUGGACGUGAUGGGUGUCAUGUAUUUCGCCAAGUCGGACCCCUCUCAGGUCUGCUUGGCCGUUGCAAGCCUCACAUAUGAGGAUGAUGUUGGAAUCAUCGGCAAUUACCAGCAGAAGAACCAGAGGAUCAUAUACGACAGUAAAGGGUACAAGUUGGGAUUUGCAAAGGAAACUUGCAGCUUCGCUUAAAGAUCAAAAACCUCGACUAGAAGAUAUUUAUGCGACUAAGAGUGUGAUAUUGUGAAUAUAUAAUUUCCUAGGACUUGAAAGCCAAGGAACUCGUUGGCGAAGCGAGAGACAAAAUCUACUACUGGCUUCGCUAAUUACUUUUUCAGUAUCGGAUUCUACUUUUGAGAGAAGAAAAUUUGGAACUGCAUGCAGUA
This is a messenger RNA of Punica granatum (pomegranate), 2012 nucleotides long. The record is from RefSeq and is a predicted model, not a curated record. NCBI's taxonomy places the organism in Eukaryota, Viridiplantae, Streptophyta, Magnoliopsida, Myrtales, Lythraceae.